ACCUAGCUUGCUAACUUGCUAACCAGGAAGAAGACAAAGCUAAACACAAUCUGUGGAGCUCAGGUAUCUCUGAUACUGCUCGACAGAAUGGACUGCGGCACCGCCGAUCGGCACUCUAACGCAGCGGACCAGUCUUCAGGGCCGGACAGCUCUGGAUCAGACGAAGAGGACCUCGUCCCACUGUCGAAGCUUGUGAUGAAGAGAAACGGAGAAGGCCAAGAGCCAAAGGAUAGCCACCAGAAGACUGGCAGAUCCAGCACAAAAUCCAAAAAAAAAGAAGCUUCAGACAACUCCUCGGACGAUGAGCCGCUCAUCAAAAAGAAGAAGGAUUUUUCACCAGCAGAAGAAGACAAAAAGGAAAAUACUCCCCCUAAAUCUUAUGGCACAACCAACAAGAAUGCAGAUUCGAGCGCUGAGGAUGACUCAGAUAAUGAGCCUUUAAUAAAGAAGACGAAGGGGCGUCCCAAGAAGCCUAAAAAGAAGAGCACCUCAGGGACGCCGAGGAAAUCUGCUGGCAGAAAGCGGAAAGCGUCAGAGUCAAAGGAUGAAUGCUCUGACGAUGAGCCUUUGAGUGAAACUGCCAAAAAAGUGAGGUCACAGCCUAAGCGGAAGACAUCUUCAAAAUCACCUCAAAGAAGCACCCAACUUGUUAAAUCAAAAAGGAACACAGGAAAGAAAAGCAUUAAUUACGUGGAGACAUCCACAGAGCAUAGCUCAGAUGAGGAGCAGCUUGUAACUGUUAAGAAGAAAGCUUCACCGAAACAGCAGAAGUCGUCACCCAGAAAAAAAACAACGACAAAACAAAAAGAUCCGUCAUCUGCAGAAAACAGCUCAGAUGAGGAGGAUGUUCCCCUGGCAAACCUCGCUGCCAAAAAGAGAAAUACUGUGAAAAAAAACGCAAAGAAGAGUUCUGCGUCUCCAGGCAGACCAGCAAAAAAAAAGAAGCCAGAGGUCAGUGAUGAAACCUCAGAUGAUGAGCCCCUAAUCAAUGUUGUGAAGAAGACCGCCGGGAGAAAAGUCAAAAAGCCUGAAAAGAAAAAAGGCAAAAGUCCUAGAAAACAGAGUAACGUGGCUGUGACAGAUGAUGAAUCCGUGUCAGAAGUACCUAAGCAUCCACAUGUGACCAAAUCUGUCCGGGUUCUACUGAAGAGAUGUGAUGCUGAAGACACAAGACCAACAGCAAGUCAGAAAAAACCCCGAGCAGCACAAAAGAAGAAGACUAACAAAGCGCCCCAGAAAAGCGUAGAUUCAGAUGAAUCAUCAGAAGAAUAACCUCAUGAAGCUGGUGUCUUUGAAAUACUUCGUAAAACACAAGCUGUUGAUUUUUAAGUUAAAAAAAUGUUUUUUAUGCAUGAAAUAAGUCAUUACAGUGUUGUUCUUAGAUUUGGGACCAAAUGUUGCAGAGUUCCUCAAACAUUUUUACAGUUUUGGAUUUUUUUUUAAGCUAAAUAUGAACUUUUCCUUUAGCUGUGUCCUCUGGUUUUAUGUUUUUAGUUUUUUAAGAUUACAGAAAAGAAAUGUAAAAGAAAGGUUUUGCUUUACUGUUGCAUGAACAUGAUCUGUGUUGACAUUAAAGUUUCACUGUGA
Oryzias melastigma (Indian medaka) is the source of this 1587-nucleotide messenger RNA. RefSeq names its product nucleolar and coiled-body phosphoprotein 1. The record is from RefSeq and is a predicted model, not a curated record. NCBI's taxonomy places the organism in Eukaryota, Metazoa, Chordata, Actinopteri, Beloniformes, Adrianichthyidae.